GAAGAGUACUGAGAGACCAAUGUGGGUAGGCUUAGGCUCACUGACGUUGCAAAUCGAAGCAACCCAUUUGCCCAAUGGCCGUCAGGUUGAUGUUAGACCCAUCCACACUAUGAGUGCAGACAUCCUCGUCCUUGCCACCCCUGGCACACACGACCACAUUGCAACAUUGGAGGACAAGGCCACUUUAAGGGGCUCUAAUGGCAUGUCAGAGCCAUUGUCUCUCAUCCACACAGUUUCCAUCGAGUUAUCCCGCAAAUACUCAGGUGCUGAUACUCACGAAAUGCCAAUGGCGAUACUCAAAAUGCUUUCAAGCUAUUCAUGGGCGGCAAAAAUGGUGAUAUCUCUAGCAGCCUUUGCCAUAAACCAGGGAGAGUUCUGGCUUAUCGGUCAGCUUUAUGGCACGGACCCCCUUGCCAAGUCAUUAGCUGGCCUUAAGCAAUUGCCUGAGAUCAUCGAGCGUCACAACUCGCAGAAGUCCGGAUUGGAUGCCAUGACCAACCUUAUUAAGGUCAUGGUGGAUGUAACCAAGUCCAUGAUUGACUUUGAGGAGCUCCCGUCUCAGUAUCUGUCACCUGACCAACCACCUUUGUCUAUUGCCAUGGCUUAUUUCCCCACAGCUGUGUACUUGACUAUCCAAAGUAUGAUGGCGUGUGCAACGCAGAUUACAAGCCCUUCAAUUAAAAGUUAUCAGCUCAUGACCACCAAUGCACGGCAACUUUCAGAAUUGGCCCACAGGGUCCAAUUCAUUCAUGAGGACCUCAAGACACAGCUUGCCCUUUGCUAUCAAUACAUAGCUAAGAAGAAGCAUGAUGAAUAUUUUCAAAUGCUCGUACGCCUGUUUGAAAUGUCACACUUUGACAACAUUAAGGUCCUCAAGCCAAUAAUCUACAACAAGGAUGAUCUCCUACCACUCAAAGAUGGCUCCAACAAGCCAAGGGUCAAAGUUAAUGUACUUCAAAGUAGAAACAUCUUGCUGCUCAUAUCGGACCUUGAUCUCUCGCAAGAUGAGAUUCGAGUUCUUGCUCAUAUUUAUGAUUCCCGCAUAAAGCAAAACAUUCAGUAUGAAGUGGUGUGGCUCCCAAUCACGGACAGGUCAAACCCUUUGAACGCUGAGCACCAACAAAAAUUCAAGAAGCUGCAGUCGAUGAUGCCAUGGUACUCGGUGUUUCACCCUUCAUUGGUAGAACCAGCAGUUAUCAAAUUUGUCAAGGAAGUGUGGAAUUUUGAAAAAAAAAUGAUUCUGGUGCCAAUAGAUCCACGAGGCAAAGUUGUGUCCCCAAAUGCACUCCACAUGGUGUGGAUAUGGGGAAAUAUGUCCUACCCUUUCACCAGGGUAAGGGAGGAAGCAUUGUGGAGGAAAGAGGCUUGGAGACUUAAUCUGUUGGUUGAUGGCAUUGAUAGAGACAUAUUGGGUUGGAUUGCCCAAGAGAAAUUCAUUUGCCUAUUUGGAGGAGAGGACAUUGAAUGGAUUCGAAGAUUUACAACCACGGCAAAAGAUGUUGCCAAAGCUGCAGGCAUCGACUUAAAAAUGGUUUAUGUGGGAAAGAGCAGCGCCAAGGAGCGUGUGCAAAGGGUCAGUGACCAGAUCAAAAAAAAUCAAUUCAGUUCCUGGUUGGCCGAUCCCACAUUAGUUUGGUACUUUUGGGCUCGAUUGGAGAGCAUGCUGUACUCAAAGGUGCAAUAUCAUGAGAAUUUUGCAAAUGAUGAGAUAGUGCGUGAGGUAGUGACACUCGUUGGCUAUGACGGAAGUGAUCAAGGAUGGGCUGUGAUCAGCAGAGGAACAGCUGAGAUAACCAAGGCCAAAGGUGACACAUUUUUGACAACCUUAACAAAAUUUAAGGAAUGGGAGGACAGUGCAAAGCAAUAUGGUUUUGUGCAAGCACUCCGGGAUUACUUUCAACGUCUUCACACCCCACAGCAUUGCAACCGCCUUGUCCUUCCAGGUAUCGAUGGUGGCAUCUCAGAGAUGAUGGUAUGUUCGGACUGUGGCCGUCCAAUGGAGAAGUACUACUUGUAUCGCUGUUGCAUCGAUUGAGAGAUUUCUCCAUGACUGUUCGUCGAAUAAAUUUUUUAAGGCUCGAGUGCUUACACUCAUUGCUGUGGAGUCUCAAGACUACUAG
Ilex paraguariensis (yerba mate) is the source of this 2120-nucleotide messenger RNA. The record is from the annotation of a GenBank genome assembly. Lineage: Eukaryota; Viridiplantae; Streptophyta; Magnoliopsida; Aquifoliales; Aquifoliaceae.